This is a messenger RNA of Mesorhabditis belari, 1008 nucleotides long. The record is from the annotation of a GenBank genome assembly. Lineage: Eukaryota; Metazoa; Nematoda; Chromadorea; Rhabditida; Rhabditidae.
AUGUGCAACGAAAAUGAUGAGUUUUCGCUAACGACUAGUGAGGAAAUGGUCAAAUUUGGGGAUAGUCGAUUGCCGGUGAAGUAUUUGGUGAAAUCAGUUAAAUGUCUCAAGUAUCAGCUUACUCAAUCAAGUAAAGGCCUCACAAUUGUUGGGGCCAACGGUACCACCGAAGUUACAUCGAAAGCUUGUUCAUUAACAGGAAGUGCCACGAUCCCCGUUCGUGAUGGUUCGUGGUCAUCAGCUAAAUGGACAGGUGAAAUCAUUCCUAUGACAUACAAGGAGUCAUUGUUCAUGAUUGAGGAUUUGAUCUCGAAUCGGCAAUUCUUUCCAAUUUACAAUGGAGGUCUAUAUGCUUGGCAAAUCUCGCAAUAUGACAUCAGCAUCCUAAUGCAUUGUGAUUGGGACUACUGUAACAAUGUGACCUCAUUAACAUCACUUCUCAAUCAACAAACCGUCGAAUGCUAUUCGAGUUUAAACAGUGGCGGGAGCAUGAUCAAUUGCAGGGCACAGGCUUGUUUUAUAAUCUAUUUCUCGGAAGAAAUGGCUUACCUUUUGGGGUGUUUUUGGCAAGAUUCGAGUAAAGCACAAGGACGGAUCGAGGUUGGGCAAAUUCAAAUCACUCCCAAAAUCUACACGAUACUUUGCGCGGAAGACUUCUGCAAUCAAAAUCCCGCAGCCGCUGCAACAUCAAUUCGCAAUUUCAAUUCAUCACUUCAAAGUCUCUUUCCAUUCGUUCAAUGGCCACAAUCUAUUCUGGAUAAAUCUGAUACGACCACUUCAUCAUCUGCCCAUUUCCCAAUAGACUCCACCGCUUUCGACUCUUUCUUCACUCAACCGCAACCGAUUUCUCAUAAGAAAAAUGCCGCCAAUUAUUCACUACAACAGAUUGAAGUCACGGUUUUCUAUGAGCUAAAUGAAAAGGCAAAAACAGAGGAAGAAUUCUAUCAAACAAUGCCAGAGGAAACUUAUGCAACAUUGGCAGAGAAUUUUGUGAGUUAUUUGAGAAUU